AUGGCCCCGGCUACCUCCACCAAGGUGACCUACCGUUUCCUGGGCGACUCUGGUCUGCUGGUGUCCAAGCUCGCGCUCGGUUCGUGGAUGUACCAAGACCCGACCCACACCGUCGAAGCCUGGUACGAGAUGAUGAAGACUGCCAUCGCGCAAGGCGUCAACUUCUUCGACUCGGCCGAGAACUACGCGCUGGGCGAGGCCGACGAGCUCAUGGGAGGCGCCAUCAAGAGGGGCAUCGACGAGGGCGUCUGGAGUCGUGAAGACCUCGUGGUCACCGCCAAGAUCUUUAGCGGGAUCAAGGGCUUCACCAACGGUACUCCCAACAGCCAGGGACUCAACCGUUAG
Messenger RNA from Phytophthora sojae, 345 nucleotides. RefSeq lists its product as hypothetical. The transcript has a single exon. The coding region runs from base 1 to 345 and encodes 114 amino acids. NCBI's taxonomy places the organism in Eukaryota, Oomycota, Peronosporomycetes, Peronosporales, Peronosporaceae. The record is from RefSeq and is a predicted model, not a curated record.